Molossus molossus (Pallas's mastiff bat) is the source of this 1440-nucleotide messenger RNA. RefSeq names its product zinc finger protein 568-like. Gene Ontology annotation, biological process: regulation of transcription by RNA polymerase II. The transcript has 2 exons. The record is from RefSeq and is a predicted model, not a curated record. Lineage: Eukaryota; Metazoa; Chordata; Mammalia; Chiroptera; Molossidae. Gene Ontology annotation, molecular function: RNA polymerase II cis-regulatory region sequence-specific DNA binding; DNA-binding transcription factor activity, RNA polymerase II-specific. The coding region runs from base 1 to 1440 and encodes 479 amino acids.
AUGUCGGAUUGGGAGUCCAGAAGAGAAACCAGGGAUUUCUCUCCAGAGGAGGACAGUUAUGAAAUUAAAUCAUUGCAACCAGAGAUAACUAAAAGACCUAUAAGCUCUAACCCUGUGUGCACUGACAGUCAAAUCAAGUGCUACUUGGACAAGGCACAGGAUGGACAUGUCAGGCCCGUGGUCAUAACCUCUGAAGGAAGGCCUGCUGCUGUUCAGUGCACAGGCACUAGAGCGCCUCGGGUAAUUCAUCCUGCAGUGAAAUCCUGUGAAUGCAGGGACUGUGGGGCAGCUGUCAGGCACCAGUCAUCCCACCUUCAACAGGAAAGCGGGCAAAAUAAGGAGAAAAGCUCUCAAUGUGGAGAGUGUGGGAAAGCCUUCAAUAGUAAGUCAGAUUUGACUAAGCAUAGGAGAAUUCAUGAAAGAAACAAAAGUAAUGAAAAUAAGAAAUGUGCCUUUAUUCAAGACUCUGCAGUUACUAACCCUCAGAGCGUUAAUACUGGUGAAAAACCUCAUAAAUGUAAGGAAUGUGGACAAGCUUUUCAUUCUAGCGCCCAACUUGCAAAACAUCAAAGGAUCCAUCUUGGUGAGAAACCCUAUAAAUGUGAGGAGUGUGAGAAGGCCUUUCCAUCGACCUCACAGCUUAAUUUGCAUCAGAGAAUCCAUUCCGAUGAGAAAUACUACGAAUGUAAGGAGUGUGGGAAAGCCUUCACCCGUCCCUCGCACCUUUUUCGACAUCAGAGAAUCCAUACUGGUGAAAAGCCCCAUAAAUGUAAGGAGUGUGGGAAAGCUUUUCGUUAUGACACACAGCUUAGUCUUCACCAACUAAUUCACACAGGCGAGAGACGCUACGAGUGUACGGAGUGUGGGAAGGCGUACAGUUGUGCCUCACAGCUGAGUCUGCAUCAAAGAAUUCAUACUGGCGAGAAGCCUCAUAAAUGUAAAGAAUGUGGGAAAGCUUUUAUCUCUGAUUCCCAUCUUACACGACAUCAGAGCGUUCACACUGGUGAGAAGCCCUACACGUGUAAGGAGUGCGGGAAGGCCUUCCGUCGUGGCUCAGAGCUUACUCGACAUCAGAGGGCGCACACUGGCGAGAAACCCUAUAAAUGCAGGGAAUGUAGAAUGGCCUUUACUUGUAGCACAGAACUUAUUCGACACCAAAAAAUUCACACUGGUGAGAGACCCCAUAAAUGUAAGGAAUGCGAGAAGGCUUUUAUUCGGAGGUCCGAACUUACUCAUCACGAGCGAAGUCAUAACGGUGAAAAACCCUACGAGUGUAAGGAAUGUGGGAAGGCCUUUGGCCGUGGCUCGGAGCUUAGUCGACACCAGAAAAUUCACACUGGUGAGAAACCUUAUGAAUGUAAGCAAUGUGGGAAGGCCUUUAUUCGUGGCUCACACCUUAGUCAACAUCAAAAAAUUCAUACAGGAUGGAGGAAUGAAUGA